AUGAUGUAUCGCCCGCGGGGCGCGGCCGUGGCUGUGGUGGGGCCGGCCCGGCUGAAGGAAGGUGACAGCGUCACCCUGCGAUGCACCAGCCAGAGCCACCCACCGGCCACCAAGUACCGCUGGUUCCAGGGGCCACGCCGGGCUCUGCUGCGCGGGCUGGGCCGGGGCCCCGAGGUGACAGUGCCGGCCGUGGGGCGCCACUCGGGGCCCUACCGCUGCGCCGCCGAGAACGAGAUCGGCCUGGGGGAUGACUCCGCCCGCCACGCACCUCGACGGGAGUGUGAGGGGGCAGCGGGACGCGGGGUCCUUUCCCCGCUAGGGGCACAGGACCCGAUCCGGGCACAGGGCGGGGGCAGGCUCAGUGGGGGGGUGCUGGCCCCGAUCCGGCCCCUGGGCGGGGCACUGGCUGACUCAGGGGCGGCCGGGGGAUCUGGGCUUGGUAUCCCACAUGUCCCGUGUCCCGUUGCAGACCCGCCGGAGUUGCUGCCAUGGGGGAACUGCACGGUUCGGGGCAGCGGGCCUGGGGAGGAGGCCACAUGUCACUGCGCAGCUGAGGGGAACCCCCCGCCCCGCCUAGAGUGGCGCCUGCCCAACCGCACCCUCCCCGGGGACUUCGAGGGCCCAGAGCUGCGGGCGACUUCGUGGGUGCGGGGCCCCGUCGUGAGCGGGGAGCUGCGGGGCCCUGCCGGGGCCCUGGCCAACGUGUCCUGCGCUGUCACCAACGCCCAUGGGCAGAGCCAGGCUGCGCUGCCGGCUGUGCCCGCAGGGGACGAUAAUUUGCUGCUCAUGAUCUCCAGUGGAGUGAUUGGCGGCGUUCUGCUCCUCUCAGUGCUGGCGAUCAUGGUCUACAAGGUAGCCAGAGCCAGGAAGGACGAAGAAGAGGGUCCCUCGAUCUACGACAACGAAGGCAACGGGGAGCAGAGGCAGUCUCUCAAGGGGGGGAAGCCGAGCAAGGCAAAGAAAGAGGAGCAGUUCAACCUAUACAGCAAGGCAAAGGCCGGGGGAGAGGAGCUGGGCAUUGAUGACUACGAGGCCAUGGAGAGAAUGGAAGACUAUGAGAAUUUAGCAGCAGGAGGAGCCGGACAUUACGGGAAUGUUGGCACCUGGCAGCCGCAUUUGCUGUCUGAGCAGAUCUACUCCAAUGUCUAACCCUAGAGUGGGAGCGGAUGGGCCGCAAAUGCUUCUAAAUAUCUCUUCUAUUUAAACAAGUGCUUGUAUAGCUAGGAGUAAUAAUAGCUUGAUCCGUGGGGGUGAGCGGUGGGAUGGCUGGUGAGGACCUGGUGGGGGCAGUGGGAUAUGCCUAGAGCCAACCCAUGUCAGGGACUGAGGUAGUAAGUUGAAUCACUGGGAGCAACAUGAUGCUAGAGGUGCGAUAUAGAGAGGGGAAACCUGGUGUGAGCGGUGGGAUUUAGCUAGAGUGAACUGGUGCUAGAUGCGGGAUUGCUGGAAAACUAACCAAACCACGCAUCCCUGCCCAUAGCCAUCUGCCCCCGCCAGGGAUGGUUUAGUCACCCUGUGUAGCUGUAAAAGACCCCACGCGCCCACCAGCCCCGGGCCACAUGCCAGCUUCCCUGGUCAUACGCUGAUGUCCACAUGCCCCCCGUCCCCCAGAGAUGCCCAAUCAGAUUUGGUGCCCCUUGAUGACAUAAGACUAGACAUCCAGUGGGGUGACGCCCCUCGUAUCAGCUGGUCUCUGUGCCAGGUCCCAUUAACCCCCUCGGGGCUGGAGCAGAGUGAAAUGCAUGUAGGAUCAUGCAAGGUUAAGAAGAGAGGAUUUUUCUACCUUCUCCAAUUUCCUAAGGGUUAAAAAAAUCCCCCUAAAAUCCUGGAAGGGGAGAAUCUCAGGGUCUUGAAAGGUUCAAAGACCCCAUAGGGGCAGAGUGAAAGGGGGUGACUUGAAACCCUGUUGAUUGUGAAGGAACCGAUCACAUCUGCCACUGGGUGCAAUUUUACUGCUAGGUUUAAUAUUAUUAACCCCUGGGACUCCCGGCCACUGGAUAUUAGUUAAGCCCUGCAAAUCAUGGUUACAGAGCUUUGAAAGGCUAUAUUUCACCCCACUGUUCUUUUCUAACUCUGAGGUCCACCCCAGCUGCUUUGCCCCAAACCAGUGGUGGAUUUUACUGUAAGAUUUUCAAAAUAUACGUCUCUAUUUUUGUACUUUCAA
Molecule: messenger RNA, 2164 nt
Organism: Dermochelys coriacea (leatherback sea turtle)
Lineage: Eukaryota; Metazoa; Chordata; Testudines; Dermochelyidae
Product: sialic acid-binding Ig-like lectin 10
Exons: 6
Coding region: 1-1149 (382 amino acids)
Source: RefSeq, a predicted model, not a curated record